AUUCUGAAGGUUGCACUACAUGGUGUUACUUCGCUUCACCAAGAGACAACUGGUGGUCUGAAGACAAAUGCCCAGAAAUGGAACUUCAAACAUGUCACACCAGGAUGUAUCACAUGGGCCACUGUCAUUUCAAUUUUUCUGCUGUCGCCUGACACAGAAUUUCAGAAGUCUGGCUUAGGAAAGUCAUCCAAUAUUAACUACAAGGAUCUAUUCUUCCACUAUAAGAAGCUCUUACUCACAAAGUGGGAUAGCCAUCACAUUCAAAUCAUUGUGCAAAACAUCAACCAAGAUAUUUUCAGCUCCACAAAAUUUUCUACUUCUGCAGUUGGUCAGGAAGAUCACUCCAGCAAAAUAAUUCAUGCCAUGAAUGCACUCAAUAUGGAUACUGACAGCAAGUCAGAUGAU
Suillus subaureus is the source of this 405-nucleotide messenger RNA. RefSeq lists its product as uncharacterized. NCBI's taxonomy places the organism in Eukaryota, Fungi, Basidiomycota, Agaricomycetes, Boletales, Suillaceae. The record is from RefSeq and is a predicted model, not a curated record. The annotation marks the transcript as partial. The transcript is spliced from 2 exons.